Molecule: messenger RNA, 880 nt
Organism: Pichia membranifaciens NRRL Y-2026
Lineage: Eukaryota; Fungi; Ascomycota; Pichiomycetes; Pichiales; Pichiaceae
Exons: 1
Coding region: 150-734 (194 amino acids)
Cellular component (GO): proteasome core complex
Molecular function (GO): threonine-type endopeptidase activity
Source: RefSeq, a predicted model, not a curated record
GAAGAGGGUCCCAGAACGGGGGCUGAGGGUUUGAACGGAUCGGUAGAGAGUGCAAAAGAGCAGACGAGAAGCCAAUUGGAAGAAUGGACUCGAUAAAUGUGGACAUCACGCACUUGAAGAAGGGAGAGGUCUCGAUGGGAACGUCGAUCAUGGCGGUGACCUUCCAGGACGGAGUUAUCUUGGGCGCCGACUCGAGAACGACGACGGGGACGUACAUCGCCAACCGGGUGACAGACAAAUUGACGCAGAUCCAGGGCAAGAUAUGGUGCUGCCGGUCUGGGUCGGCUGCGGACACGCAGGCGGUGGCGGACAUCGUGAAGUACCACCUCGAUCUCUACAAGGCGACGAACGGGAGAGAGCCGACGCCCCACCUAGCGGCGUCGAUCUUCCAGGAGAUCUGCUACUCAAACAAGGACGGGCUCAGUGCGGGGAUCAUCUGCGCCGGGUACGACGAGAAGAAGGGUGGCGAGGUGUACAACAUCCCGAUCGGCGGCUCGCUCCACAAGCAGGACUACAUCAUCGCCGGGUCCGGGUCGGCGUUCAUCUACGGGUACUGCAAGAAGAACUACCGCAAGGAGAUGAGCCGGGACGAGACCGUUGCGUUCAUCAAGAGCUCGCUCUCGCAGGCGAUCCGGUGGGACGGCUCGUCUGGUGGUGUCAUCCGGAUGAUCGUGCUCACGAAGGAGGGCGUCGAGAGACUCAUUUUCUACCCGGACGAGUACGUCGACGCGUGAGCAGCUGCGCCGCCCGGGCGUGCCCGUGCAACCUGCCUCCGCUAUAAUUACAGCAUUAAUGUAUCGAUCGUUAACACAGCUUUGUAGAGAUAAACCGAAGAACCGGCGUGGAACACCGAAACGACGACAUGAAACCGCGGCCUCGG